UCAUUGUUUCUCGCAAGUCACCGUGCUUUGUUCUUCAUCAUUGCUUGCCUGAGCUUCUCUUUCUCUCUCCGAAAAUCUGUUUCUUUCUCUCUCCGCCUUCAUUGAUCUUGAUCUGAAUCAACUUACACUGAUUUGAUAUGGCUGCGUAUACCCCCAAGAACAUCCUAAUCACUGGCGCUGCUGGAUUUAUUGCAUCUCAUGUUGCUAACCGGCUUAUCCGAAGCUACCCAGAAUACAAGAUAGUCGUGCUUGACAAGCUUGAUUACUGCUCAAAUCUUAAGAAUCUUUUUCCUUCUCGGUCAUUCCCCAACUUGAAAUUUGUUAAGGGGGAUAUUGGCAGUGCAGAUCUUGUCAACUACCUUCUCAUUACCGAGUCGAUUGACACCAUAAUGCACUUUGCAGCUCAGACCCAUGUCGAUAACUCCUUUGGAAACAGCUUUGAGUUUACCAAGAACAACAUCUACGGCACCCACGUACUUCUAGAGGCCUGCAAAGUCACAGGCCAGAUCAGAAGGUUCAUUCAUGUAAGCACAGAUGAGGUCUACGGUGAGACUGAUGAGGAUGCUGUUGUAGGAAACCAUGAAGCUUCGCAACUCCUUCCCACAAAUCCAUAUUCUGCCACAAAAGCUGGUGCAGAAAUGCUUGUUAUGGCUUAUGGAAGGUCAUAUGGUCUACCUGUGAUAACCACACGAGGAAACAAUGUUUAUGGCCCCAACCAAUUUCCUGAAAAAUUAAUUCCAAAGUUUAUCCUCUUAGCCAUGAGAGGGAAGCCUCUUCCGAUUCAUGGGGAUGGUUCUAAUGUGCGGAGUUAUCUCUAUUGCGAGGAUGUUGCUGAGGCUUUUGAAGUCAUUCUUCACAGGGGUGAAGUUGGUCAUGUGUACAAUAUCGGGACAAAGAAGGAGAGGAGAGUGAUUGAUGUCGCCAAAGACAUAUGUAAACUUUUCUCAAUGGAUCCAAAAACCAGCAUCCAGUUUGUGGAGAACAGGCCAUUUAAUGAUCAGAGGUACUUCUUAGAUGAUCAGAAGUUGACGAACUUGGGUUGGUCAGAACGAACUACAUGGGAGGAGGGGUUGAAAAAAACAAUGGAAUGGUAUAUUAACAACCCUGAUUGGUGGGGUGAUGUUUCUGGAGCAUUGCUUCCUCAUCCUAGAAUGCUGAUGAUGCCUGGGGGGCUUGAGAGACAUUCUGAUGGGCCUGAGAAAUGUGAUUCUGGAUCUUCUGAAUUCUCGGAUAACUCUAAUCAGACACGCAUGGUGGUUCCAGUUUCCAAAAGCACCAAUUCUCCUCGGAAACCACCCUUCCAGUUCUUGAUAUAUGGUAGGACUGGGUGGAUUGGUGGUCUUCUUGGAAAGUUAUGUGACAAACAAGGGAUUCCAUACGCGUAUGGAAAGGGGCGUCUGGAGGAUCGGUCGCAGCUUUUGGCAGACAUUCAGACAGUUAAGCCCACACAUGUUUUCAAUGCUGCUGGUGUGACUGGUAGACCCAAUGUUGAUUGGUGUGAAUCUCAUAAAACGGAAACAAUCCGUACUAAUGUCGCUGGUACCCUAAACUUAGCAGAUGCGUGUAGAGAACAUGGACUCUUGAUGAUGAAUUUCGCCACUGGGUGCAUAUUUGAAUAUGAUGCUGCCCAUCCAGAAGGUUCUGGCAUUGGGUUUAAGGAGGAAGACAAACCCAACUUCACUGGUUCUUUCUAUUCAAAGACCAAGGCCAUGGUUGAAGAGCUCUUGAAAGAAUUUGAUAAUGUUUGCACCCUCAGAGUUCGAAUGCCGAUAUCUUCAGAUCUCAGCAACCCACGCAACUUCAUUACCAAGAUUAGCCGUUAUAAUAAAGUGGUAAACAUUCCCAACAGCAUGACCAUAUUGGAUGAGCUUCUUCCCAUCUCAAUUGAGAUGGCAAAGCGGAACCUCAGGGGCAUAUGGAAUUUCACAAAUCCUGGAGUCGUUAGCCAUAAUGAGAUUUUAGAGAUGUACAAGGAGUAUAUAGAUCCUGACUUCAAAUGGGCCAACUUCACACUGGAAGAGCAAGCCAAGGUGAUAGUUGCCCCACGAAGCAAUAAUGAGAUGGAUGCGUCCAAGUUGAAAAAUGAGUUCCCUGAGUUGCUACCAAUCAAGGAAUCAUUGAUCAAGUAUGUCUUUGAACCCAACAAGAAAAGCUUGGCUGAGUAAGCAUAUCAUAGGGUUAUACGGCUCAGAGAUUAAUCUGCAUUGUGCAUUGGGCUAUGGUUUUGAUUGUCUAUUAGUUUGAGUCAUUUAUUCUUAGCUUCACCACAUCACUUCUGUUGUUCUAAAAUGUUCGAUAGUUACUAGGAUGGUUCUACUCGGUGAUAUUCCCUCAUUUUUCUAAUCAACUCUUAGUUUGCACGACGGUCCUUUGUACAAGGAAUAUACUAGUGGGCUCUUCAUUAGUAGACUUAUCUUCUGCGAGCCUGCAGGGUUGCAACUUUUGAUUCUGAUAUAUGAAUAUGUUUUUUCUUAUGUUUUGUUUCAAUUAUUUUGUGAAUCAUAUUUUUUUCCUUCCCCCUUGGAUUUCAUUCAUUCUUUGAGGAUAGUCACUGGUUCCAGCCUGCCUUCUUGGGAAUCAAUUGCAAAAUAUCAAAGGCUGUUUGAUGUCUGGGUUGUAUGUGUUUCUGGUUGGAAUUCAACGUUCGCUCAUAUAAAUUAGGAUUCCAUUUCCUACUACCAUGGCCAAAAGGAACUCCGGUCUUCAUCAUCUCUUUCAAAUUGAUGUUUGAACGUCUUCAACAAGUUUUGUAAUGAGCACAACAACCCUACUGUUCCCGAUAGAGAGAAGAACCUCAAUACCCAAUUGAUUGAUCUGCAGGGAAAAUAGGGAUGGAAACGGGAUAGAAAGUGAUUUUCCUUUUCAAUUUCAGCUGUUUCGACAUUGCAUUGUUUUUUUUUUUUUUGGCUUUGGAAUUGUGAUGGUUGUCUAUCGUACAAAGGUUUGAACUUUGAAGAAGUUGAACUUUUGGAAUGUACAACCAAGUCGAGGACCAAAAUUUCGUUUUGAAACAAUUGAAAUGUUUUCGUUCUUGUAGAAAUCGAGUUGAUGG
Molecule: messenger RNA, 3052 nt
Organism: Ilex paraguariensis (yerba mate)
Lineage: Eukaryota; Viridiplantae; Streptophyta; Magnoliopsida; Aquifoliales; Aquifoliaceae
Source: the annotation of a GenBank genome assembly